Tilletiopsis washingtonensis is the source of this 781-nucleotide messenger RNA. RefSeq lists its product as hypothetical. NCBI's taxonomy places the organism in Eukaryota, Fungi, Basidiomycota, Exobasidiomycetes, Entylomatales. The record is from RefSeq and is a predicted model, not a curated record. The transcript is spliced from 2 exons. The coding region runs from base 329 to 748 and encodes 139 amino acids.
CGUCGCCCAACAGACCAUCCUCGCCGUCGAUCGCCAGACGCAGGGAGAGCUGCUGAUGCCGCCAAAGUACCGCUUUGCGCGCCUCGGCAUGGCCCUCUUGGGCUUGCGGGUGUGCAAUUUGCUACAGGAGCCUCAGCGCUCGGUCGCAAGGUCGCGAACAGGACGGGCAGGCGCGUGAGCCAGCUGCGGCAGCUGCGGCUAGUGCGCCCUGGGGGUUCUGACUGCAGAAUGUGGCAGCGGCUCGACAGCAGUGCCAUGCCCUGCCUUGGAAUCGCUGGGAUCGGGGCAGCACAAGCAAGUCUAGGACGAGGUGAAGUAACGCCACGGCAUGCUCCCACGCCCCCCACAUCAGGCCGCAGACGGAGAGCGGCCACGUGCACCCCAGACUCGACUCACAGCGGCACAGAGAGCACAGCGGCGCCCUCUUAUGCUGCUCAUCGGCGUGCGCCGCGCGGGCCCGCCAUUUGCCAUCGCGCGUCUGCGAGAAUGCCGAGGCCGCGCCCGCAAGACGGCUGCUGCUGCUGCUGCGCUUGCCAAUCGCAGCGGACGCGUGAAGCAUGAAGUGAAGCACAAGCUGAAGGGUGCUGCGAGCUUGGAGCGGGCUCGGCGGGCGUCCAUGCGCAGCAUGAGGCGAGCGGGAGCCGAGGAGGCCGAGGAGCGCCGUUGCGGAACCGCUGGGCGUGCGAGAUCGCGCCAGAGAGAGGCACGCGAGCAGCACGCCGCACUGCCGCGUGCGCGGCGACGAUGACGAGCGGCUCGAUCGCGCGUUGCGGCGCAGCGU